Myxocyprinus asiaticus (Chinese sucker) is the source of this 2300-nucleotide messenger RNA. Its product is annotated as amidophosphoribosyltransferase-like. The transcript has 12 exons. Gene Ontology annotation, biological process: purine nucleobase biosynthetic process; purine nucleotide biosynthetic process. Bases 260 to 1780 code for a protein of 506 amino acids. Gene Ontology annotation, molecular function: amidophosphoribosyltransferase activity. NCBI's taxonomy places the organism in Eukaryota, Metazoa, Chordata, Actinopteri, Cypriniformes, Catostomidae. The record is from RefSeq and is a predicted model, not a curated record.
UGAUGCCAUCUUAACCACGUGGGCAGAACCCCAUCUCUGCUGUCUUUGAGAGACAAAACUUUUAACAACAACUUGUCUUUGAUUAGGAGCAAACAUCCAUCCUGAUCCAUCUACGCAGUUGAAGUUAGGGGCCACGUGGCUUGCAGGUCUCGCGCUGCAUGCUCCACUGUGUGAGGAACGUGCUCCGUGUGAAUUCCAGUCAGCGUGGAAAUAACACGCUACGCUACAAACACAGGCAGACAAAUCUACCGAGAAGGACAUGGAGUUUGAGGAGUCGGGUAUCGGUGAGGAAUGCGGGGUGUUCGGCUGUGUCGCAGCGGGCGAAUGGCCAACACAACUGGAGGUGGCACAGAUUUUGACACUUGGGCUUGUUGCAUUGCAGCACAGGGGUCAAGAGAGUGCUGGAAUUGUCACAAGCACUGGAACAAAUCCACCGAUAUACACCACUCUGAAGGGAAUGGGUUUAGUGAACACUGCUUUGAAACCUGAAGACUUGCUGAAGCUGCGCAAUGGUAACCUUGGUAUUGGACAUACACGUUACUCCACCACUGGCAUCUCAGAGCUGCAGAACUGCCAGCCUUUUGUGGUGGACACCCUGCAUGGCAAGAUUGCUGUAGCACACAAUGGAGAGCUGGUCAAUGCUUCUGCACUGCGCAAGAAGGUUAUGCGACAUGGGGUUGGCCUCUCCACCUGUUCGGACAGUGAGCUUAUCACUCAGCUCCUUGCGCUGACUCCACCCAUGGAGGAGCUUGACACUCCUGAUUGGGUGGCUCGUAUUAAAAAUCUGAUGACAGAGACACCUACAUCAUACUCGCUGCUAGUGAUGUAUAAAGAUGUGAUCUAUGCUGUGAGAGACCCCUAUGGAAACAGGCCUCUCUGUAUUGGACGUCUAGUGCCCAUCUCCAAACUGCACAGCUCAGGUGCUGGAGGAGACACAGAAGGCUGGGUGGUUUCAUCUGAGUCCUGUAGCUUCCAGUCCAUUGGAGCAAAGUAUUAUCGUGAAGUGCAGCCUGGAGAGAUAGUCCAGAUCUCUAAAAAUGGAGUGAAGAGCUUGAGUGUUGUCCUACGCACAGAGGGAGACCCUCCUGCCUUUUGCAUAUUUGAAUAUGUUUACUUUGCCAGGCCAGACUCUAUAUUUGAAGGUCAGAUGGUAUAUAUUGCGAGGCAGCGCUGUGGACGGCAAUUGGCGAUUGAGGCCCCCACUGAUGCUGAUGUAGUCAGCACUGUUCCAGAAUCAGCCACACCUGCAGCAUUAGGAUACGCACAAGAGUCCGGACUUCCAUAUGUAGAGGUACUGUGUAAGAACCGUUAUGUGGGCAGAACGUUCAUUCAACCAAAUACUCGACUGCGUCAGCUUGGAGUAGCCAAAAAGUUUGGAGUUUUGACUGACAACUUUGCUGGCAAACGAGUGGUGCUUAUUGAUGAUUCUAUUGUCAGGGGCAACACAAUCUCCCCUAUUAUUAAACUGCUCAAGGAAGCAGGUGCAACAGAGGUCCACAUUCGAGUUGCAUCACCUCCAAUCCGGUUCCCAUGCUACAUGGGCAUCAACAUUCCUACCAAAGAGGAGCUAAUUGCUAACAAACCAGAGUUUGAGGAUUUAGCUGGCUAUAUUGGUGCUACAAGUGUGCGUUACCUGUCUGUUGAAGGCCUGGUGUCUGCUGUUCAAGGUGGGAUAGAGUCACAUGGGAAAGAUGAGAGGAUCAGCUCUAGCACUAAAACUAGACUUGGCCACUGCACAGCCUGCCUUACAGGCAAGUACCCUGUGGAGCUGGAGUGGUGAAUUGCAGGCCUUCAAACUGCUGUUCAAAUCAAUGUCUUAUUAACAGAGUACUUCUGUACAGAAUUAAUAUACAUGCCACUUUAUGACUUAAAACUCAAACUGUGGUGCUAGUUAAUGCCUUAACAUAGGUCAAAGCAUUUGUAAAUGUUAUAGAUAUUGUCUAAAAAGGCAGCCCAUGAACAGAGUUGGAACUAAAAAUAUAAUCAUAUGGAUCUAUUUUGAAUUCUCAAACAUUCCUUUAAAAGUGUUCCUUGAAAUUCUUGCUGGUGAUAUCAAUUCAACUAAGACCUAGAGUUCAUUCUCACCUUCAAAACAUUAUAUCUUGUAACAUUCCUUUGAGAAUUUAUAUUUCACUAUCUCUGUUAGCGUAUCUGAGGAAGUUUUGUAUCACUGUAAGUUGUCCUACUCUUUCAAGACAUAUUUUCCCACUAUUCUAUUAAUCCUCAACGCAAAAAACAAACAAAACUUUUGUAUGUGAAAUGCACAUGUUUAUUAGAAUUAAAAGUUUGUUUAAAAAUAA